AUGGCAGUGGUUUUUGAUCCACGUUUCAAGUUGGAUUCUGUGUAUUUUUGUUAUGAGAAGUUGUACGGGGAUAAAGAAGUUGCUAAAGCAGAGUGUUCUGAGCUGAGAGGAAAGAUAUGUGAUCUACUAAAGGUGUAUGAUGAUCCUGCUGGUCAAUCUUCAUCACUUGCUGAGGAUAUUACUGAAGAUGUGGACUAUUGUCAUGAUAUGGAUGAGUUUGAUUCAUUUGGAGAAAAUCAAUUCUUAGGCGAUAGAACACAAUUAGAUGAAUAUCUGGAUGAUAAGAGGCUCAAGCGCAAACAACCAUUGGAUGUUCUUCGAAUCCACAUUCAUCAUUUAGCAACAGGGAAGCAGCCUCUCUUGCUCCAGAACAGGGGAAAAAUGCACUAA
Molecule: messenger RNA, 390 nt
Organism: Linum tenue
Lineage: Eukaryota; Viridiplantae; Streptophyta; Magnoliopsida; Malpighiales; Linaceae
Source: the annotation of a GenBank genome assembly